Triticum aestivum (bread wheat) is the source of this 687-nucleotide messenger RNA. Its product is annotated as probable O-methyltransferase 2. NCBI's taxonomy places the organism in Eukaryota, Viridiplantae, Streptophyta, Magnoliopsida, Poales, Poaceae. Gene Ontology annotation, molecular function: O-methyltransferase activity. The record is from RefSeq and is a predicted model, not a curated record. The transcript is spliced from 2 exons. Bases 196 to 501 code for a protein of 101 amino acids.
UUCAAUGGUCUGGAGUCACUCACCGACUGCUGUGGUGGUGAUGGGACGACCGCAAGGGCCAUCGUCAAGGCCUUCCCGCAUAUCAAGUGCAAUGUGUUGGACCUUCCAAAGGUGAUCGAGAAAGUCCCAAGUGAUGGUGUUGUUAACUAUGUCGCUGGUGACCUCUUCCAUACCGUCCCACCAGCUCAGGCCGUCAUGCUCAAGCUUGUUCUACACUUCUGGAGCGACGAGGAUUGCAUCAAGAUCCUCGCUCAAUGCAAGAAGGCCAUACCUUCCCGAGAAAUGGGAGGAAAAGUGAUCAUCAUAGACAUAGUGCUUGGAUCUUCUCUAGAGACAAUAACUGAAACCGAACUGCUGAUGGACAUGCUGAUGUUCAUAUGUACCAGAGGACGGCAACGGGAUGAAAAGGAGUGGAGCACGAUCUUUACGAAAGCAGGGUUUAGCAACUAUAAGAUUGUCAAGAAACUUGGCCAUCGAGGUGUCAUCGAGGUCUAUCCAUAAGGUUGGUGCAGAUGCCCAUCUGGUGUGUGUUCUAUAUGAAUAGUAGUGUGAAAUAAGAAAUAAAGAAGUACAGUGCCUUACUCGUCAAUGGAAAAUGCAACAAAUUCUUAAGUAGACGAAGUGGUAAGGGGCCGGUCGCUUGAGAACUGUAUGCAUGUAACCACUCAUAUGUAUGUAUGUAUGUAU